Messenger RNA from Striga hermonthica, 2556 nucleotides. Lineage: Eukaryota; Viridiplantae; Streptophyta; Magnoliopsida; Lamiales; Orobanchaceae. The record is from the annotation of a GenBank genome assembly.
AUGGACAUUGACUCGAUUGCUGGCUUGAGGAAUAAUUCUCAAAGUGACAUUAAAGAAAAAUCUGAUCCCACAUCACUAGUGGAUGCUGAUAUAAAUUAUAUUGGAGAGGCAUCAAACUUCCCCAAUGAUGCUGAGGUGACGGUUGUCCAUGAAAAUGGAUCACUGGAUCAAGAAGCCAAUGAAGAUGGUAUGGAUGUAGACAGCGAGAGCACAUAUAGCUGUCUUAAUUCUUCAUCUGAAGAAAAAAGUAUUGGCAGUGAUGCUGAGCAUGAGUUCACUAGCCAUUACGGUUCGUCCAUUGAACAUAAUGGGUUAACCAAUGACUCUGGACAUGAGAAUCUGAGUUCAAGCACGUGCAAUGGUGAAAAUAACGGUUUGGACGUGGAGGUUAACCAGCGAGAAACUGAUGCUCAUGCGUCUACCUCAGGAGAGCCUUCUAAUGCCUCACCUGAAUCUGUUCGGGUUAUAGCAGAGGAAGAUGGUGAGUACAUAGUCCCAAAGCUCGGUGUGGAAUUUGAGUCAGAGGCCCACGCGUACAAGUGUUACAACAAGUAUGCUCUCAUGGAAGGUUUCAGCAUCCGGAAAGAUUUCAUGAACCGAAGUAAAGUUACGGGCUUUGUGGUCUCGAGGAGGUACACCUGUCACAGGCAAGGCCACGGAUCUAUAAAACGGGAAGCAACUGUGAGUAGAGCCCGGAAAGAAACGAGAACCGGGUGCAUGGCUCAUAUGACCAUCACACGCCAGUCAAAUGGCAAAUACCGUGUGAUCCAUUUAGAGACAAGGCACAAUCAUGAGUUUGUGACGGCACUGACCGCUCAUUUGCUGCCUUCACAGAAGAGAAUAUCCUUUGUUCAGGCUGUUGAGGCCAAUUCAGGUUCUUCUAAUCCAGUGCCCGAUGGUGUGCCGAAGCUUGGCAUGGGGUUUGAAUCGGAAGAUCUUGCCUAUGAGUUUUAUAAUGCUUAUGCCGGGCGGUUGGGUUUCAGUGUUCGGAAGGAUUAUGUGAACAGGAGCAAAAGAGAUGGAGCUGUGGCUUCCAGGAGGUACACGUGUUUCAGGGAAGGUUUUAGGCAGAAUGACAAGCGAGGUUCAAAAGUAAAGAGACCUCGAAAGGAGACUAGAGUCGGGUGCAUGGCACAGCUGGUAAUUUCUCGUCAAGUGGAUGGUAAGUACCGUGUGACCCACUUUGAAGAAAGCCAUAAUCACGUGCUCGUACCUCUGUGUAAAGUUCGAAUGUUGCGGUCACAGAAGAGGUCCGUGGGAAAUAAUCAGCUUCCGGAGUUGCACCCAAAAUCACUUAAUGAGCUGUUGUUAAGGGGAGUUCGAGAUGAUUUUAUUUGUGAUUCAGUUGAUCGUGAGAUGAAUCUCAUGUAUAGGUGUGACUGGAACAUGAAGCAGGAGGAAGCAGAAAACUUGCACCAUUAUUUUCAGAGCAAGAAAUUGAAGGAUCCAUCGUUCGUUUAUGCCAUACAGCUUGACGUGGAAGAGGAAAUGACUAAUUUCUUCUGGGCUGAUGAGAAAAUGAUGGCUGACUAUGCUGAUUUUGGUGAUGUCGUUUGUUUGGAUACAGCUUGUCUUCAGGACGAACUUUUCCGGCCUUUAGUGCUGUUCUUGGGAAUAAAUAAUCAUAAGCAGAUUCUGGUGUUUGGUGCUGCAUUUUUAUACGAUAACACCGCCCAAUCUUUUAAGUGGCUGUUGAGAACUUUCCUGAAAGGUACGUCUGGAAAAAUACCAAAGACUAUACUCUCUGGUAAAGAAGCAGUGAUAUCCGAAGCAAUCAACUCUGAGUUGCCCCAAGCUCAGCACAGAUUAUGCACCUGCCAGACUUACCAUAAUGCCCUUAAGCAUCUUGAUGAAGUAGCUUCCAGUUCAGAUUCUUUCUCGAGUGAUUUGAGGGGUUGUUUUCUUAAUCCAGAUGAAGAAGGUUUUUUGAAUUCUUGGAAAGUCAUGCUCGAUACCUAUGGUCUGUGGGAAAGUGAAUGGCUACUUGGUGUAUUUGAAGAGCGAGAGAGAUGGGCUUUAGCGUUCAGCAAGCAUAUAUUCUCGGCUGACUUAGAAACUGCAUUACUCUCUGAGGGUUCUAUUACCAGCUUGAAAAAAUACCUCAAACCCCAGUCACAUGUUCUUCAAUUUGUCAAACACUUUGGGAGGGUGGUGACCGACUGGCGUUACAAAGAAUUGGAAGCCAAUUAUGACAUGGGCCAGCAAACACCGAGAUUAAUGGGGGAUGUGAUAAUGCUGAAGCAGGUAAGGGAAGUAUACACGCCAGUAAUUUUUUAUGAGUUUCACCAAGAAUAUGAAAACUGCCUAAAUAUCGUGAUAAACGACUGCAAUGAAAACACGUCCUCGGUUGAGUAUAAAGUCAGCACAUAUGGUCAAGUUCGUCAGUACACGGUUUUAUGCAGCUUGGAGGAUGAUUCGGUUGCCUGCAGCUGUAUGAAGUUCGAGUCUGUUGGGAUUUUGUGUAGCCAUGCGCUGAAAGUGCUAGAUUAUAAAAAUAUAAAGAUAGUACCAAGCCGAUAUAUCUUGAAAAGAUGGACCAGAGAUGCACAGACUUGA